UACAUAGAUAGAUACGAGAUUACGAGGUAGCCCUAAAAUUCAAUUCAAAUUUAUCCUAACUGGAUUUGAUUUUUGGUGAAUGUUUGAAGCGGGGUUUUGCCAAAAAGCGUGUGAAGAAAGGUUUUGCUUUACGGGAUUCAAGAGACCAGCCCCAAGACUCUGUUUAUCAAUUUUGGAGCUCAAUCACAUCAUGAAUGCCCUAGUUAUUGAUCCACUGCAGGGAGAUUUUCCAGAAGUGAUAGAGGAGUAUUUGGAAUAUGGGGUUAUGAAAUGUAUCGCUUUUAAUCGUCGGGGAACUCUUCUUGCUGCUGGAUGCUCUGAUGGGAGCUGUGUUAUCUGGGAUUUUAUGACGAGAGGUGUUGCAACAGUCUUGAAAGACAAUGACUGUGUUGCUGCCAUAACAAGUGUAUGUUGGUCAAAACGCGGUCAUCACAUACUUGUAGCUGCUGCUGAUAAGACCUUAACACUUUGGGAUGUUGUGAAAAGGGAAAAGGUUGUACAAGUAACCCUGCAGCAGUCGGCAUUACAGGCUCGUCUACAUCCUGGUACUUCCACUCCAUCGAUCUGUCUCGCUUGUCCUCUGUCAUCUGCUCCAAUGAUUGUUGAUUUGGAUACUGGAAAAGAGACAACGCUUCCAAUGUCAUUGCCUGAAACAAACGGCACGACAGCACCUCCUUCACGGAACAAGUUUUCUGAUGGAUCGGCACCUUUUUCACCUACAGCAGCAUGCUUUAACAAGUACGGGGAUCUGGUGUAUGUUGGAAACUCUAAAGGAGAAAUACUUGUCAUAGAUUACAAAAACAAUCAAGUGCGUGGGGCUGUUCCUAUUUCUGGUGGUUCUGUGAUAAAAAAUAUAGUCUUCAACAGAAGCGGGAAAUUUCUUCUCACAAACUCCAAUGACCGCACAAUUAGAAUCUAUGAGAAUCUUUUGCCAUUGAAAGAUGGAGUUAAAGCUCUUGAUGAGAUAAUUGAGACAUUGAAGGACCUUACUGAGGUUGAAAAAUUAAAGGCUAUUGGCUCAAAGUGCUUGACGCUGUUCCGGGAGUUUCAAGAUUCCAUUACGAGAGUGCACUGGAAGGCACCUUGUUUUAGCGGUGACGGCGAAUGGGUUGUAGGCGGUUCUGCUAACAAAGGAGAGCACAAGAUUUACAUAUGGGAUAGGGCAGGGCGUCUUGUAAAAAUUCUUGAAGGUCCUAAGGAAGCAUUGAUAGAUUUGGCGUGGCAUCCUGUUCGUCCUAUAAUUGUGUCUGUUUCACUAACAGGAUUAAUUUAUAUAUGGGCUAAAGAUUACAUAGAAAAUUGGAGCGCAUUUGCUCCAGAUUUUAAGGAGCUUGAGGAAAAUGAGGAGUAUGUGGAACGGGAGGAUGAAUUCGACCUCAUACCUGAUUGUGAAAAGGUGAAACAAUCGGACGUCGCUGAAGAUGAUGAAAUUGAUAUUAUGACAGUGGAAAAGGAUACUACUUUCAGCGAUUCAGAUAUGUCACAAGAUGAAGUCUUAUAUUUGCCUGUAGAUAUCUCUCCAGAUGUUCCUGAGGAGCAGGAUAAGUGUAUUGGGACUGGUGACAGCAACCAUUCUGGAUCUCCUCUUUCAGAAGAUGCAGAACAGAAUGGGCAAGUGGGCAAAUAUGCUUCCAGCCCAAUUGAUGCUAUGGAUAAUUCUGAUAAUGGAGGGAUGCGCCUUAAACGCAAAAGGAAACCUUCAGAAAAAGUGCUGGAACAGCAGGCAGAGAUGAGCAAGAAACCUGUGCAGAAGAAGCCAUUGGGGAAAUUGGAGAAAAAGAGCAAACCAGGUGUUGAUCAGGACAGCGAUGUGUCCUUCAACUGAUACUAAAAUAAUGGGUACCUUUAGAUUAAAUUUCUCCUUAUAGUGAAAAUGCCUUGCAACUGUGUAGUUUGGAGAAUGACUGAUCCUUGUAGUUGUGUACUUUAGAAGUUCUUCCUUCCUGAAAAUGCUUUAGAUGAUUUUUAUUAUUGUAGCUAUUGGCAAAGUUUUUGUGACAGCACUGUUUUUAAUUUCAGUAUUUUAUUGAUGGAA
Molecule: messenger RNA, 2035 nt
Organism: Daucus carota subsp. sativus
Lineage: Eukaryota; Viridiplantae; Streptophyta; Magnoliopsida; Apiales; Apiaceae
Product: protein RBL
Exons: 5
Coding region: 80-1825 (581 amino acids)
Cellular component (GO): Set1C/COMPASS complex
Molecular function (GO): protein binding
Source: RefSeq, a predicted model, not a curated record